This is a messenger RNA of Sus scrofa (pig), 13411 nucleotides long. The record is from RefSeq and is a predicted model, not a curated record. Lineage: Eukaryota; Metazoa; Chordata; Mammalia; Artiodactyla; Suidae.
AAAGGAUCUGGCAUUGCCACAGCUGUGACUUGGUGGCAGCUACUGGUCGGAUCUGAUCCUGGCCUGGAAACUCCACAUGCCACAAGGUGGCCAACAAAGAAAAAAUGUGCAAUAAUGUUAUACUUGGUUAAGACGAACAUUGUUUACUAAUACUUGUGCUGUGCUUAGGCUUUUGAUUUCCUUGAAAUUUCCUUUGUUGGUAUGUGUACACUCAUUAUUUAACAGGUAUUUUUAAUGGUAGCUUCUUUUUAAAAAAAUCUUUAUUGAUGUAAACUUUACAUACCUUAAUGAUGUAAAUUUUACAUACCUUAAAACUCACCCAUUUAGAAUGUGCAGUUGUAUUCACAGAAUUGUACAACCAUUAUCACAAUCUGUUUAUAAUAUUUUCAUCAUUAUGAUAAAAGAAACCCUGUGCCCAUUAGCAGUUAACUGAUUUUCCUUCUCCCUCAAUCCUAGACAACCACCCUCUUUCUCUAUAGAUUUGUAUAUUCUAGUCAUUGCACAUAAAUGGGAUUAUACAAUAUGUGGUAUUUUACCAAGCUUGUUUCCAAGAUUCACCCAUGAUGUAGGAUAUAUCAUUCUUUUUUACUGCUGAGUAACUAUCAUUCAUCACAUAGAUACAUACCUCAUUUUAUUUGUCCACUUGUCAGUUUAUAAACGUGUAGGUUGCGUCCGCUUUUUGCCAGUGUGAAUAAUGUUGGUGUGAACAUUCAUGUACAAGGUUUUGUGUGGACAUGAGUUUUUGUUUCUCUUGGGUAUAUACCUGAGAUGGUAUUGCGGGUUGUACGGUAAUCCUAGACCUCAGUAAUUUUGAAUAGCAUUUUAAAGACAUUUUGAGAAACUGCCAAAUUAUUUUCCGAAGUAUUUAUACCAUUUUACCUUCCCACAAACAACGUAAAAUGGUUCAACUUUCUUGGCACCUUUGCUACCCUUACUAUAUUUUUUUAAAUUAUGGCCAUUCUAGUGCAUGUGCACUAGUUUCUCACUGUGAUUUUAUUUACAUUUCCAUAAUGACUAAGGGUAUUGAGCAUGUUUUCAUGUGUCUAUUGGCUAUUUGAGUAUGCUUAACCCUUGAACAUUGCGGAGUUUACGAGCUCCACUCCCACAUAGUAGAUCUGCAUAUAACUUUACAGUUGUCCAGCCUCCAUAUACAUGGUUCUACAUCUGUGGCUUCAUCCAGCUGCACUUCCUACAAUACUGUAGUAUGUUAUUUAUUUUUUAAAAUGUAAGUUGUAAGGAAUCUUUAUAUGUUACGGAUAAUGGUCUUAUCAGAUGAAUACUUUGCAACUAUUUUCUUCCAUUCUGUUGCUUGUCUUUUUCACAUUCUUGGUGGUGUCAUUUGUAGCAUAUGCAUCCAAGUUAUUAAUUUUUUUUGGUCAUUCGUGCUUUGAUAUCAUAGCUAAGAAAGCAUAGCUUGAUCCAAAGUCAUGAAGAUUUAUUCUCUUCUAAGAGGGGGUGUGUGUGUGGUGUGUGUGUGUGUGUGUGUGAAAUAAUUUUAGCUCUUACAUUUAGGUCUGUGAUCCUUUUUCAGUUAAUUUUUGCUUGUGGUGUUAAAAGAAGAAGGGAUUGACUUCGGUUUUUUGCAUGGGGAUCUAUAGUUGUCCCAGCACUAUGACUGUUUUCCCUUCAUUGAAUUAUCUUGAUACUUUUGUUGAAAAAUCAGUUGACCAUAAAUAUAAAUGUUUAUUUCUGAACUCUUUAUUCCAUGAUCUGUAUGUCUUUAUGCCAGAACCACAGUCUUGAUUACUAUAGUUAAUGCAAGUUUUGAAUUCAGGAAUUGUGGGCCUUCCCAACUUUGUUCUUCUUUUUCAAGAUUGUUUUGGAUAUUCUGGGUCCCUUGCAUUUCCAUAUGAAUUUUCAGAUCUGCUGGUCAGUUUAUGCAAAAAAGAAACUGUGAUUUGACAAGGAUUGUGUGAAUCUAUAGAUCAGUUUGGGGGAUACUGCCAUCUUCACAGUAUUUAUUUUUCUAUAACAUUAGUUUUUACUUGUUUAGCCAUCUGAAGGAAAGUGGUCUCUUUGGAGUUCCCGUCCUGUGUCAGUGGUUAAUGACUCCGACUAGCAUCCGUGAGGGUGCAGGUUCGGUCCCUGGUCUUACUCAAUGGGUUAAGGAUCUGGCGUUGCUGUGAGCUGUGGUGUAGGCCAGCAGCUGUAGCUCCCAUUCGACCCCUAGCCUGGGAACCUCCGUAUGCCGUGGGUGCAGCCCUAAAAAGACAAAAGAAAGAAAGAGGUCUGUUUACGGUUUAUGUGGUAUGUUUGAAUACCUAUGCAACGUUCAUGUUCUUAUUUCGUAGUACUAUAUGAUUAUUUUUUAUGGGCUGCUAAGAGCUGAAUAUAUAAAGGAGUAGACACCAACCUUUGAAAUGCUGAGGGUCUUUUAAACUAUAAACUUUUUUUCAUCUUUGUAACAUAAUGGUGAGUACUCCUUUAAGUAAAUUUUUACAUGCCAAAUUGUAUUAAGCAUAUUAAAUAUAUUCGAAUGUAAUGUAAUUAAUCUGGAAAUCAGGCCUUAUUCUUUUCAUCAUUUCUGUAUUUCAGCAGUACUGCAUAUUAAUAUUUUUCAGUCUUAAUUAAUCCAGCUCUCUUUUAAAUAUAAUUAGAUGUCCCAUAUAACAUCCAGACUGAAGGUUUUUUUAAUUCUUAAUGUAAGUUUUCUUACAUUGACAGUAUUAAACUCACACAUAAUUGUAUGGGUACGGAAACAACUAAAAUGCCAGAGUUAAUGACGUUUUCUGUAAUACUUAAAUACCAGUCUUUUUAGUGUCGUAAAAUUAAAGGUUUAAACCACUUUUUAACAUUGUAGGAAUUUUGAUUUGAUUUGUUCAAGCUUGGUGAUCUUUCUUAGUAACAAAUGGACAUUUUGACCUAUUGCAUUUUCUUCUUUGUUGGUUGGCUGUUUUUCCUUAUAUCUAAGUUUUUACUUCACUUUUCCUGGUCUGGGAUCCUCUUUCAAGUGAGUCUUUGUUAAAGUUAUACCAUUACCUUUUCUUUAACUAUAGUGGUAGGCAAGCGAUUUCCAAAUUUUGAGCUGUGGUAUCUAAGAACUACUAGCUGGAUAUUUAUUAAUGAUGCCUCUUCAGGGGCACAGAAAAUAGUUAAUCCUAGUCUUAGUCAUGAACGGGAAGUAUUGAAGCAGUUAAGGGACAGGGGAGAAAUGGCCUCAUUAGCUAGCCUCUAGGACCUAAAGCUGAAACCUAAGAACGGAUUAGUACAAGCUUAUUGAUAACAUGUAUUAGCAAGUAGAAACCAAACUUGAAUGUCUUCUUUUUGCCUCUAUUUGGGUUAGGAAAUUUAAAGUUGAGUAAUAAAACAGCUAUAGCUAGUUUUUAAAUACAAAUGUAUUCACAAAGUAUAUUCAGAAAAAUUAAUUACUAAAAGAAUAAAGACCAGAAUGAUUUAUUUGCAACUGUAAUACAGCCAUUUUUAGUGACUUAAUCUUCCAAGCUUUUUGUUAUUGCAAACUGACCUUACCUCCAGCCAUCAAGUUUGAAGCCAGCAGUGGAGACUGAAGAAUGUCAGCAGUAGGGGCAUCGUGAGCAGAAAGGGGAGACAGCGGCCAGGAAUGGGCAGGAGAAGGAGGGGAGUCAGAUCAGGAGGUAGGAAUGAAACCUACAAAGAAAUGGAAAAAGAGAAGGGGUAAAGACAACUGGAGGGAGAAGGGAAGAGAGGAGUAUAGGUGUAAUCAUUGAAGUAAUAUGAAGUGUCAUAAUUUCAGUGUUUGAAUCUGCUUAUUAGUUGGGACUACAAUGGAACUUUUAAAAAAUAGAGUUUAACCGUGAAAUAAAGAUGAGCGAAAAAGUAGGGGAUUUUAAAAACCAUGUUAAACAAUUUUUUAAAUUUAAGAUCAACACUAACAAUACACAAUUGUUUCAUUUUUCAACGUAAUAAUAAUAUUUGGGUCUUAUUAUUACAGGGCACUAUUCCUGAGUGCUUUACAUCAUAUUGAUUCACUUAAUCCUCACCACAACUUUAUAAGCAGAUACUAUUUCUCCCAUUUUACAGAUGCGGAAACUGAGCCACAAAGAGAAUAAGUUAUUUGCCUAGGCUAGUCAGAUAACAGAGCCAGGAUUCCACUGAGGCAGUCUGACUACUGUGCUACAGCUGGCUUCAUCACCUCUGCUUCCCCCUCUCCAUCAUUUGUAUGGUAUAUUUCUGUAGAAAUUUAUUUUGUUUUGAGAAUAUAGUAUCCCUUGAAAUAGUUAUAUAUCUGGUAGAGCGACAAACUCUGGGCACUAAAGAUCAGUUUUUCUUCCCUUUAGUUACAGUAACUUAAAGUUUAUUGAGCUAAUAAGUACAGGGACACAAAAGAUGGAUAGUGUCUGGUCCCUAUCCCCACUGAACUAACUGAAUCUCAGUUUGUAAUUGUUUGGUCAUCCGAACCAACUGAGUAUUUCCUCCAAUACUGGUGUGAAUUCUUUGACUUUGAACUAAGUUUACUAAUAUUUGUUCCCUUCAAAAGUGUGCUCAUCUUUAAAAGGCCACAGACCAACUAGAAAUAUUGUCAUUAUUUAUAACUUAUGGAGUUAUUUUUGUUUUAAUAAGCCACACAACAAAAUCAGCUUUGUAUACAAAAAGCAGUAGUACGUAGUUUGAUUACCUUCCUUAGUCAUCCUUAAAAUUUAAAGCCCCACAUGGAUAUUCACAAAGUAUUUAUCUAAAAAGGUGUUUUGUUUUGUUUUGUUUUUACAGCCCUGAUGGAAUAAAAUGUUUGCAGGCAGUAGAGGAGGAAAUGUGAAUGGAGUUAGUGGAUUUCACCAGGAACUUUGGAAGAGUAUUGGGUAUUAGUGUUGCCCUGGAGGAGGAUGAGAAUUGAACCCUAUUUAGAGGGAGAACAGAAAGACUCCUGUGAGGAGUGUGGGUAAAUAAACAAGGAAUACACCAUGAAGAUCAUUGCUUAGCUCUUUUAAUUCUUGAUUUUUAAAAAUUAUUUGUAGAAUUUUAGAAUCAUUCACUAGUACACAUGUUUUGUUUCCAUUGAGACUGUCUCCUAAGGAAAAGAGCUAUGUGGUUUCAAAGUGCUUCUUGAUACUGAGUUUACGAAAGAAUCAAGCUGUGAUGGGGAGGAAUCCUAAGAGAUUUUACCAAGAAAAAUUCAUUGGAGACUUGUAGAAGUGCCUUUUAGGCAAGUAAGAGAAAUUCUGGAUUAUCUGGCAGUUAGGAAGACAGUUAAGUAUUAAUAUUAAGUUCAGUCUCAUUUGACUUUUCCCUUGAGUCUGUAUUGCUUCAGUUUUUGACCCAUAGUUCUAUCAUUUCAAGGUUGCCUUAGCCAUUCCCCUCUUCGACAUAAACGUCAUAGUAAAUGAAAGAUUGUGUGAAACAGAUCUUCAUUUUAUUGAGUAUUUCUGCAUUUCUUACCUUGAUAUUGGCUCUUAGACUUUUAUUGUGACAUAUGGGAUGCUUUGAAAUUAAUAUUGGUAGCUUUAUAUUAAUAUAUGGAUUAUCCACAUGUCAUUCAUUAGGUAAGUAUUUUAAACAGCAGCCACACAAUGCUAGAUAAUGGGAACAUGAAUAAACAAUUUAGUCUCUAUAUUCAAGCUGCUUCUAGAAUGGCAGGGCAGACAAAAUUAAUAAACCAGAAGAAGAACAAUGGUAGAGGGAUGCACAGUUUCCUGUUGAAUAAAGAAAAGCAGUUAACUCAAACUCAGGAUUUUACCUUGGGAGGAUUUGAUCUUUUGAGUUAAGCUUUUAAAUAGAAAAGGAAUUAGGAGUUCCGUCGUGGCGCAGUGGUUAACGAAUCCAACUAGGAACCAUGAGGUUGCGGGUUCGGUCCCUGCCCUUGCUCAGUGGGUUAACGAUCUGGCGUUGCCGUGAGCUAUGGUGUAGGUUGCAGACGCGGCUUGGAUCCCGCGUUGCUGUGGCUGUGGCGUAGGCUGGUGGCUACAGCUCCGAUUAGACCCCUAACCUGGGAACCUCCAUAUGCCGAGGGAGCGGCUCAAAGAAAUAGCAAAAAAACAAAAAAACAAAAAAAAAAAAAGAAAAGGAAUUAGCCAAGCAGACAAAGUAGGUAGCAGUGAUAAGAAAUUUUCAAUAUGUAGAAAAAAUGACAAAACAAAUAUAGGGUAAUUGUGUUUGGGGUAUUUUUUGUUUGUUUCUGUUGUUUUUGCCCCACAGCAUAUGGAGUUCCUAGGCCAGGGAUCAGAUUCAAGUUGCAGUUGCUUGGAUCCCACUGUGUCUGGCUGGGGUUUGAACCUGCCUCCCAAUGCUCCAGAGAUGCUACCAAUCUCACUGUGCCACAGCAGGAACUCCAGGAUAUAAUUAUUCACUCUCAUUUUCACUCAUACUUUCUAUAUCUCAGGAAUCACAUACACCCCCUCCUCAUGACUGCUGUUUAGCUGGAAUUUUAAGAAUAUUAACUAAUUUUGGUAUUGCUUAAUUAACUCUAUUGCAAACAAUAACAAUUUGUUUGUAUCUAUGAAACUAAGAAUAAGUUGCUUUUUUGUGCAUUUUCAAUUUUUUAGACCUUUUCCUUAUAAUUUUAAUUGAAAAAAAAUGGAAAUAAAUUGAAAGCCCAGGGUAGAAUUAUUCAGUCCUUUUAAGGUAACAUUAUUUCUGGUUGUUUGAAGCCAAACUCACUUAAUUUUAGGUACAUUUUAAAGAUUUAUACAUCAGGAAGAGAACCUCAUGAAGUCAUUUUUACUCCAUUUACUCAUCUGUAAAUGCUGUUGGACUAGAAAAGGCUCCUUUGGAUAUGAAAUCCAAAAUCCAUUGAUUAAAUUUAUGAUAUUUAUAAGUUGGUUUUUUUAAAGCUAUUAGAAGAAAGGGUUCCACCUUCCCAGUAUCAGAAAUUUUCUCCUUAUGUUAACUAUCCAAAUCAUUUAUCAUAAUUUAUGCCACCCCUUCUUCCUUCCUUCUUUAGGCAUUGUUUCUGUAUAGUGAUUGAUGACCCCCCCCCAUGCAGUUAAGAGUCAUGUUUUCAUCCCUUGAAAAAUAAUGUACCUGAAUCUUGGCAUUUAGAAAUUAUCUUACAUGACAGAUUUCUUAUAUGUAAUCUUAGAAUGUUAUUUGAGUUUAAAGUAUGCCAGUUUCCUGAGUCAGCAGUUGAUUUGGUUUAUUACUAACUUUUCUGGUAAAUAUUUGCUUAAAAUUGGCGUUUCUCUUAGUAUCUUUAUAGUGCUAUGUUCUUAUAUUUCUAUCCCAAGAACAUAACUUAAAAAAAAAACUUGAAAAACGUAACUUUAAAAAAAAAUUAAUUUCUUCAUCUCCAAUUGGCAAGGUUUCUACUCUAUUGGUUUGUCUUAUGUGUUUGUUCCUUGGGUUUUUAGCUACUUUUAAAAUUGCUGUAUUGAAGAUGUGUGCGCGCCCACGCACGUGUGUGUGUGUGUGUGUGGUGUGUGUGUGUGUAGUAAGAUAUUAGAUAGCAGUUUCAUGUUCAGAAUCUUAUUUUGCCUUGUAGAUUUUUUUUCUGUUUCUUAAUAAGCAAGAUUUAUAGCUCUUAGCCACACAGUGAAUCAUUGAUUAAAAGAACCCUAGUAAGUAUUGACUGCCCCAAAAGAGGGAAAAUCUGGGUAUACUUUACCCACCUUUAUUUUCUUCUUUUUUUCUCCUUCUUUCCUUUCCUUUCCUUUCCUUCCCUCCCCCUUCCCCUUCCCCUUUCCCUUUCUUUAAGCUUUGGCUGCAUUAUUUUGCUUGAAUUUUUUCCUUUACCUUCACAAUGUACAUUAAUAUUAUUUAAAAUUUCUUUUAGCUAAGUGUUAGGUUUUCCCCCCUUUUAGUAUUCUACCUGCAAAAAAAAAAUUUUAUAGACUGAGGUAACUAGUACUAUUUAAUGAAUAAUUUAAAAAUAUACAUCAAUCUUGUCAUAGCCUGACUUCUGUUCACAUGAUUAAUAUGGCAUUCCUUUCUUGCACGCCGCCCCCUCCCUUUAGAAAGUAGAAGGUGUUGCCAAAAUAUAUUUGUUUUUAACUUACUAAAUUUUAUCUUUUCUGCAGACAAUAUCACCUACCGCGUUAUUUUUGGCUGCAAAAGUAGAAGAACAGGCUCGAAAACUUGAACAUGUUAUCAAAGUAGCACAUGCUUGUCUUCAUCCCCUAGAGCCACUGCUGGAUACAAAAUGCGAUGCUUACCUACAGCAGACUCAAGAACUGGUUUUACUUGAAACCAUAAUGCUACAAACCCUAGGUUUUGAGAUCACCAUUGAACACCCACACACAGAUGUGGUGAAAUGUACCCAGUUAGUAAGAGAUCUUUGGGGGAUAGCAAGAAACAUUUGAGUGAAUGUUGUUGAAGAUUUUCAGUAGUAUAGAAAAUGAUGGCGCUCUUGUGAUAUUUCAAGCAAGGAUUUGGCACAGACAUCCUAUUUCAUGGCUACCAACAGUCUGCAUCUUACAACCUUCUGUCUUCAGUACAAACCAACAGUGAUAGCAUGUGUAUGCAUUCAUUUGGCUUGCAAAUGGUCCAAUUGGGAGAUUCCUGUGUCAACCGAUGGAAAACAUUGGUGGGAAUAUGUGGAUCCUACAGUUACUCUGGAAUUAUUAGAUGAGCUAACUCAUGAAUUUCUACAAAUACUGGAGAAAACGCCUAGUAGGUUGAAGAAGAUUCGAAACUGGCGGGCUACUCAGACGGUUAAGAAACCAAAAGUAGAUGGACAAGUAUCAGAAACGCCACUUCUUGGUUCAUCUCUGGUCCAGAAUUCCAUUUUAGUAGAUAGUGUUACUGGUGUGCCUACAAAUCCAAGUUUUCAGAAACCAUCUACAUCAGCAUUCCCUGCACCAGUACCUCUAAAUUCGGGAAAUAUUUCCGUUCAAGACAGCCAUACAUCUGAUAAUUUGUCAAUGCUAGCAACAGGAAUGCCAGGUACCUCAUAUGGUUUGUCAUCACACCAAGAAUGGCCUCAACAUCAAGAGUCAGCAAGGACAGAACAGAUAUAUUCUCAAAAACAGGAGACAUCUUUGUCUGGUAGCCAGUACAACAUCAACUUCCAGCAGGGACCAUCUAUAUCAAUGCAUUCAGGAUUACAUCACAGACCUGACAAAAUUUCUGAUCAUUCUUCUAUUAAGCAAGAUUAUACUCAUAAAGCAGGGAGCAGUAAACACCAUGGGCCAAUUUCUGCUACUCCUGGAGUAAUUCCUCAGAAAAUGUCUUUAGAUAAAUAUAGAGAAAAACGUAAGCUAGAAACCCUUGAUCUGGAUGUAAGGGAUCAUUAUAUAGCUGCCCAGGUAGAACAGCAACACAAACAUGGACAAUCGCAGGCAGCCAGCAGCAGUUCUGUAACUUCUCCCAUUAAAAUGAAAAUUCCCAUUACAAAUGCUGAAAAACCUGACAAAUAUAUGGCUGAUAAGAAAGAAAAGAGUGGAUCACUGAAGUUACGGAUUCCGAUACCACCUACUGAUAAAAGCAUCAGUAAAGAAGAACUGAAAAUGAAGAUAAAAGUUUCUUCCUCAGAAAGACACAGCUCUUCUGAUGAAGGCAGUGGGAAGAGCAAGCAUUCAAGCCCACAUAUUAGCAGGGACCAUAAGGAGAAGCACAAGGAGCAUCCCUCGAACCGCCACCACCCCAGUAGUCACAAGCAUUCGCACUCAUAUAGUGGCAGCAGCAGUGGUGGCAGCAAACACAGUGCUGAUGGAAUACCACCCACUGUUUUGAGGAGUCCUGUGGGCCUGAGCAGUGAUGGCAUUUCCUCUAGUUCCAGCUCUUCAAGGAAGAAGCUGCAUAUCAAUGAUGCCUCUCACAACCAUCACUCCAAAAUGAGCAAAAGUUCCAAAAGUUCAGGUGGGCUACGGACAUCUCAGCACCCUCGUGAAACUGGACAAGAAGCCAGUGGAGACCAACGGUCCUGAUGUCAAUCACGAGUACAGUACAAACAGCCAGCAUAUGGACUACAAAGACACAUUCGACAUGCUGGACUCGCUGUUAAGUGCCCAAGGAAUGAACAUGUAAUCAUUUGUUUAGGUCAAUUUUUCCUUUACUUUUUUAAUUUAAAAAUUGUUAGAAUGGAAAACUUCCUCCUGAUCUAGCAGUGGUAACACCUGCUGUUGCUGCCACUGCUUCAAUAUUUGUAAGUGCUGCUUUAUUCUUCAUUCUGAAAAGAAGAGAUGAUAGUAAACAAGUCUUUAUCUCCACAUAUGAUAGUGUUAUAAAUACUGUAAAAGCAUGGAAGGUGCAAAACUCAGUAUUUCUACAAUUGCAGCUAAGAACAUUAGGGUGAAUGGCUGGCUGCUUCUAGGAAUAUAAGAUGCCUCAAGCAUUUAUUAUUUAUAAUUUGAAUACUGUAGCUAUUUUUUUUGUUGCUUGGCUUUUGAAUGAGUGUAAAUUGUUUUCUUCUGUGUAUUUAUACUUGUAUGUAUGAUUUGCAUGUUUCAAUGAUAAAGGGAUAAAACAGUAUACUGACAACUGUUUACAAGAAAGUGGAGAAAAAUGUACAUACAUUUUUGUAUGUUUAGAUAUUACCAUAAAUACUCAGGAUUGGAGCUGCUUGUAAGUAUAACAAUAUACAGAAUAACUUUAUUUUAUCUUGUCAGAGUCCAUCACUAAUCUAAAACAAAGGUGGCACUUUUUCAUGUUAACCUUAAACUCUAGGCCUUACUGGAAGCCACUGAAGGGGUACACUUCACUACCAGAUGGGUAUGCAGUGCCACAGAUGGUCAUUUUCACUGUGAGGCACUGAUUCUGCCUUCAGAGGUUCUGACCAGAUUGGCUGCUGAAAUAGCCCCUGAUUUUCUGAAGGCUUGAAGAGGACAAAAAUAAAGUUUACAUACUCUUGAUGUGAAGUGCAUUUAAAUGUUUGUUGGCUUGUUGCAGUACUAUAAACACGGAGCUGUUAAUAAUGGUUAUGUAGAUUACUGUGAUUUGAAAACUAAAUUCACAAAAACUUACAUUAGUGAAGAAUUAGUAAGUUUUUUCUUAAAUAACUUUAACACUACAUAUAUUUUAACCGUAAACAGGAAUCGCUUUUCCUUUAGCAUUCAGAAUGACACCAUAUUCUUAAACAUAUUCCUCCCCUGAAGCGUGUAUGUGUGUGAUGCCAUAUUUCUUUUUCAGGUAAACGCAGUCUUCCUUAUAAAAAUGAAAUUAAACCUAUUGCUCUCUCAGUUCUUUCAUAUUCUAACAAUAAAUAAAACAAAAAAGAUCACUGACUGUGCAUUGUACCUGUAUAUUAUAGCUUAUGGUUGUUACCAGGAAGCUCUCUGAGAAAAAAAGGUAAGCCUCCAGGUAAACAGCUAGUGGAGGUUUUACAUUUGUUUGCACAUCUCAGUAUAUUCUGUUGAGGUCAAGUUUGCACAGUCUUCUGACUUCUGAACAAACGAUAGAAUUUAAUUGUUUAAAAUUUGUCUUAAAUGCCAGUAAUAUGGCUCUGGAUUAUCAGCUAAUCUUCAAUUCUGUGGUAAAUCUUUGAGCUAUUGAGUAUCUUUGAGAUGGGUUGAAUUCAACUUAUAUUCAACUGAAAACUGUCUUAAUCUUUCCUCUAUGUGUAUGAAUUAUUUUUGUUACAAAGCCACUGAUAUGUGCACAAUUGUAAUUUUACUCAAGUAUGUUGCAGUUGUAAAUAUUAGAGAGUUUAAUCUCUUGCUCUACUUUUAAUUUAGCAAUUACCUGAUUUGCCAGUAGCGUUUUAAUUUUUUUUAAGAUAAUUGUUCAUUAUUUUGUCAGUGUUAUUUGAACUUAGGAUACUAGGAGCCUCUUUCUAGGGACUUUGCCUAGCUAGCAUGUCCUAACUUUGUUCUUGUCUUGCAUAACUUUAGUAAUCUUUGUCAUUACAUGUAACUUUGUUGCUCUGUAUGGCAUAUUAUUGUAUCCAUAAACGUGGUAAUUUUGAUACAGUUAUACUUUUACAGUGGUACAUAAUCCAAGGACUAGUAUAGAAUUAAGAUGAGUGCAAGAUGAGGGAGGGAAGGGUUUUCUUCUUGGUAAUUUAGAUGUGAAACCUCUAAGGAGCUAUCAUGUGAAACGACAUAGGGUUGUUGUGCUACUGUAUAAUUGGGGGUGAUGAUACCAAGAAUUUUAAUAAGAUUUUGUAAAGAAUAUCCAGAAAAGUAGUGAGCUUAUUUUCAGUAUGACAUAGAAAAACAAUGUGAAUAUUUAAGGUCUGUGACUAUACUUAAACUUCACUAAGGAUUUCAGAAUUGUUUUGAGAUGUGAGAAUAAAGGUAAUUUUGUUGAAUCUUUAUUGGUGCUAAUGAUGGACAGUUUAAAAGGUAGCUAGUGUAUAUUGUUAUGGGUCAGUACUUAUUAGUACUUCCAAAAUUGAAUUUGAAAUGCUGUGUAUUCACUUUUCACUCUGUAAAUGUAAUUCUUUACAAUGACUAUUUAUUAAAGGGCAGCCAGUUGUAAUUUUUACAGGAUUGUGUGAGCUAUUCAAACUCUUUAACCUCUGAACAGGAUAUUAGCUUCCAAAACAAUGGGGAUAAAUAUGGAAAUUCUUUCAAGCUUCAUUUCCACUAAAUGAGAACCCUUAUAAUUCAUAUUGCCAUGAAUUUAACCAUCUCAUUUGCAUAAAGUAGUUUCAUCAGCCUGGUCCCAAUAGGCUCAACCAAAGAAAAAGACUCCCAUGAAUGGACAUUAUUACUGAGUCUUCUUGUAAGUAGCCAUAAAUAAACCAAAAUAGUAUCAAAUUUAGGUAUAAAAUUCCACAUGUGCAAAGUACUGUUAAGGUGAUACAUUUUUGAUGAGUUUUUUUUUAAUAUUUGAACUAUUAAAAAGCAUUAUCUUUAAACAUCCUAUAAAAGAGUGAUUCAUUUUUUAGUUGUGCUUUCCCUAGAUCAUAGAUUUGUUACCUUUAUGCAGAAGCACAUUACAUAGAAAGGCUUUACUUCUACCUCUUUCAACUAAUUUUCCAGUAUUGAGCUGUGCCCUCUAAAUAUUUGCCUUAGCUGUUUUAAAAUACAAUAUUUUCAGAACCAAAGCAAAGGAGUGUUUUUUUUUUUCAAAGAAACAUUCUCAAGGUCUACUUUACCAAAAACAAAAACAAACAAAAAAAAACAUGGUAGUAUCUAGUGUUAAGACCUUACAGAAUGUUCUUUUAUCUUGUUUAACCUGAGGUUCAUUUUUGUUACAGGUAUUUAAAUACUUUGAAGUCAUAUAGUUACCCCUACGUUUAUCUUUGAAAGCAGGAAAAGUACCUUUGAUCUUCUAUGUAUGCAGAUUCAUUCCAGUUAGAGUUCUUAAGAGUCAGAGAAAAUUUCUACCGUGGUGAUAGUUGGAUUUCAUUGGGAAUGUCAUGAGGGGUACUCACAUUACUUAGUACCAACAGAUUAUAAUUAUGUAGAUUCCUUACUUGUCUGGCCUGUCUAUCCUCUUUGAUCUAAAGAAAUGACUAGUUGAGGUCUACUUCAGAUAACCAAAUUUGAGGUGUUCUGUUAGUUACCAAAUGUCUUGCCUUAAAAGCAUUUAAGCAUUUUUUGGUUAUAUUUGAGAAUUUAAAUUACUAAUUUUUCUUCCUUAACUAAUCUUAGAAAUAAACCACUGCUUAUAUAUGCAA